AAAAGAGAAAACAAAACCGAUAACAAAACUAAGCAUGCCUGGAUUCGUUAUACUCCCGUCAACAGGCACAGUUAAGCCAGACGAAACGGAAAAAAUAGAAGUUCAAUGCACUCCAUUAGAAGCGAUUGCUUACGAAGAUGCUAUAGUGAUGCAUAUAUCGGAGCCUAGAAAGUGUGACAUAAACGGGAGACACUUGAAUCUACAUGCCAAAGGAUCAGAGCCUCAUCUUGACUUCAAAGAUAUCGAUAAGGUUUUUAGAGAGCAAUAUAUUGUGGAGACUGUAGACGACUUUAUACAAGGCAUUGGGGCUUGCUGUGCUUAUAUCAAGUCAGAAUCGGUGCUAUAUUUUAAGAACGCCUGCGUCCGAAAGACAUCUUCAGCGAGGAUAUAUCUUAAAAAUAUAGGUGACGUAAUAGCUAACGUCGUUUUGAAGGUGGACAAUAAACAGAAUUACAUGGUUUCUCCUAGGGAGUGCAUCAUUGAAGCCUACAAUACAGAGACUGUAACAAUAGCUUUCACCCCUGAUUCAAUAAACGUAAUCGAAGGCAAAUUGGAAAUUUCAUACAAUGCAACCGCAAACAGCAAGUACGUUUUGAAACUGAUGGGCGAGAGUUGUAUCCCUCGAGUUGUCCUGCUAGAACCGACAAGCAAAGAUCAUGAAAACCAAAGUUUAAUUUUGUUUCCGCCCACUUUUCUCGGUGAGCAAAAUGAACAUAACGUAAGCAUAAAGAAUGUGGGUCCUAUCGGUGCCAGAGUUAUCUUGGAAUUAUGUGGAAAUACUGAAGAGGUUUUGUCCUUGCAAGUUGCUGAGGAUACGAGGCAGUAUUUGAAUAUAGCUGAUUUCCCAGCUUUCGUUGACGUCAAGUAUUCAACGUUGGUGAAUCUGCCACCGUCAAAAAUCGGAAACUUCAGGGUGUUCUUUAAACCGACAUCUGACAAGAAAAUUACAGCUCUUCUGAAAAUCCAUACAGUUGACAACAUCUUUGAAAUCAUAAAGAUAGAGCUCAUGGGCAUCGGUUUUCACCAUGAAAUCCGCUUCGAUCUACCCGUGUCCUACUAUAUGAGCAGCAGCAAGUCUAGUCCGUCUUUCAGCUAUGAUCUGGACUUUGGAUUCACUUCGCUUAAUCGAAUUUUGAACAAAACGUUCACAAUAACGAAUCUGUCAUUCAACAGCACGUACAAGUUUGAGAUAUGCAGCAACUGUGCUGUGAUGUUCGUACCGAGUGUAGGACAUUUGAAACCGAUGGUUACGAAGACUAUAGUAGCAUCUUUUUGCACUAAUGAACCGCUAGCACUGGAAAAGGUGAAUAUAAACUGCCACGUGGUGAGAAUAGAGUACGUGGAGCCUUCAGCUGCAGACAUUUCCUGGGACGAUAGACAGGAAAUGAUGGUUUGGAAAUUACCAAGCCAGACUGAAUCCGGUGACCUUAACGAUAAGGAUGGUUCAAAAACGAAACUAGUAUCGCACACAGAACCAGAAAUAAUCGAAAAGUCAGAACACGAUUUCAUAAAACUCUUCAUAACAGGAAAGGCAGAUUAUGCCAUGUACAUAACGACGAUGAAAGAGAUUGUAUUUCCCAAUACUUUUUUGAAUGAGCAAAGUACAGUGGAAUUUGAAGUUAUCAAUGAUGGAACGGUACCGCUGCAAAUAACAUGGGCAAUCAAGGACUUCGAGGAAGAUGAUGUACAGAGACCAUUCACACCUAAGACAGAAUCACUCCGAAGUCACGACUGUUCCUUGCGAAGCACUUGCAGUUCGACCUCUCUGUCAUCGUUAUUUAGUUCGACCACACCUACUGGACAUCCAGCCUCGACUUUUCCUGAGAUGCAUGUCCAGAAGAAAAAUCCUUUUAGAGUUAUUCCAGAAUCUGACACUAUCCCAGUUCAUUCAGGGAGACGAUUCCAGGUGACCUUCGCUCCAAUAGAAGCCUCUCUUUAUACUCUUCAAUUAAUUUCCAACAUUCCUUCAUUGAGUCCCACACUAUCGGAAAUUGAAGUUGCUCUAAUGGGAAAAGCCAUUCUGCCAGAAUACUAUUUCGAGUUGGAAUAUACCGAUUACCUUAAUAGUCGACCGCACAUACCGAAUUGUAAUAAUGAGGACAUUGCUAACUGCAAGAUCAUUGAAUUUUUAUCUAUUGGAGUUGGAGUCGUUUGUACAAGAAAAUUCAAUUUUGUAAAUCCUGACAAAGACGACACAACCUUCAGGUUAUCUCCAAAAGGGGAAAAUAACCACUUCACAUAUUUUUCGUGUAAAAGCAAUACUGGUAUUGUGAAAGGGAGCAAAAAAUGUGAGAUUUGUUUCACAUUUACGCCUCAAGAACUAGGAGCAUACGAAGAAUUCUACCAAUUUCAUGUUGAAGGCAAGAAUCCCACUACAUUUUUAUUGGCCGGUCAAUGUCGAGAGCCGCACGUUUACUUCAAAACCCCAUUCAUAACCAUUGAACCAACAUUGCUACACGUGGCAAAAACUGUGACGGUCGAACUUAAAAACGACGAGUAUCAAGAGUGUCCUUUCAGAAUCUGUAAGGGAAGCUUGUUGGACGGAAAUUCCAAAAGAGUGCUGGAAGUGAUUCCUAUGUCAGGCAAUGUGGCACCGAGAAGUGAAACGAGCGUUAAGAUUAUAUUCAAUGCAGAAGAGCCAGGCCCGGUGAAUUUUGAUUUGAGGUGUACCGUAAGACAAAUUAAGGAACCAUUACAUCUUGGAAUAUCAGCAAACUGUUUGACAGUUGUUAGUAAGGUAUUCUAUACAGACGUGGCAGGAGACCUUAUAAUAUUGAAGGCUGAUGAAGACAAUUAUAUGAAUUUUAAAAAUGUGAUGUUGAAAAAUCCUUCAACACAAAAAAUAUCCAUAGUAAACGAAGGUUAUAUUGGAUUUUAUUAUACUUGGCACGUGGACAAAAGCACCACAAAUCCUUUUGUUGACAUUACGAUAGAAGAAGAAAAAGGAUUUUUGGCUGGUGGUACUUUUAAUGAUUCCGUUUUAACAUUGACGCCGCAGAGAAAAUCUGCUAUACAUGACAUGAAGAUCAUUCUGCAGAUUUCCUAUGGACCAAAAUAUGUGAUCAAAAUAAAUGCAAUAGCUGGAAAACCACUUUUUAAAUUUUCGUUUGUGAACUAUGACUUUGGACAUUGCCUAGUGCAAAAGAACAAAUCAAAAUAUUAUGGCACGUUACUUACUUGCAAAAAUUAUGAUACUCGACCGUUAGUAAUCGAAAACCUAUUCGAUACCAACGCAAACCUAUCCGUAAACUUCAAAUCAGCAACAAUCGCGCCGAACAGUUUGGUGACUAUUCCCAUCUACUUCCACCCCCUAACUGUGGGAAAACACCACUUUGCUAUCCCGUUUGACGUCAGCACUUCCAAGUAUAUCGUGAAUGUUAAUGGAAAUGCUGUCAAACUUAACAUCCAGCUGUUUGACAUUAGGGAUAAGUUCAUCGAUAUUGGUAGUAUGAAAGUUGGAAGUAUCAAGAAACGGGCGAUUCAGGUACUGAAUAAAACACCUACUGAAAUGGAUGUAUACUUUGCCUUGUGGGAUCAUUUGCCUAUGCGUAAACGACCUCAAGAAAAGGCUGAGAUGAUACUGAAAUUACCAGAAGUUCCUGAACCCGUCGUUAAAAAGGGAAACGGCAAAAUCAAAAAAUAUAAAGGUAGUGAAGAUAAGAAGAAGGGUAAGUCGAAAGAAGAAGGGAAUACAGAAAAAAGUUCAAAAUCAACCAAGAAGGACAAAAAGAAACUCAAAGAAGAUGAAGAUAGGCAUAGCAGAUCUGGGUCUGAUCAGCUUUUUGGGCCAAAGGUGAACUUGACCGAACCUCCAAAAAUGGACAUGUCGCAGUACGUGAAAAUAUCACCAAAGACGAGCAUUCAUAUGCUGCCUGAUAAAAAAUACGAGAUCAUCGUAGAAUUCAAUGCCAAACAACGAUUGGAAGAGUUUGUAGAAAAGAUUUUCUACGAAGUUCAAGACUACGCGCUACCCCUAUGCGUAGUGAAAGGCUCUUAUGUAGCUCCCGAAUUUUCUCUGGACAAAAAUAUGCUAACAUUCGCUAAUGUUGUUCUGGGAUGUCAUCGUGACAUGUACAUCCUCUUGCAAAACACCGGCGAUUUGAAAGGAAGAUUCAAAUGGGUCGUCGACAGAAAUGAUCAGUUUGAGAUACAUCCGAUGGAUGGCGUUAUCAUGCCUAAGACUGUAAUGAAGAUAUGUAUAACCUAUCGGCCUAAAGUGAUGCAAUGUCAGUUAAUAUUGAAGAGCAAAUGUAUAAUAAAUGGAGUAACCCAUCUACCUCUUACUAUCGUUGCUAACUCGGUAAACUGGCCAAAUCCUGCAGAACACCUCACUUUUUUUUGUCCAGUAAGGACCGAGACAUCCCAAACAGUAACGUUGUACAACAAUACCAAAGUUACAUGGAACCUGAAGCCUAUUUUGACUGGAGAAGAAUUUAUAAUACCAGACGAAAUAAUGAUUCCUGCGGAGACGAAUUAUUUGCUUCACAUCAGUUACGUUCCAAGAGCAAUGAACAGCCCACAUAAGGCCACGAUAUUUUUGGAGCUGCCCGAAGGCCAAGCUCUACUGUAUGACUUGACAGGCACAGCUCAGCCCCCGUUAAUAGUAGAUAACAUUACAAGAGAGAUACCCUGUAAGAAACUGCAUAAAGAAACGUUGAAGGUUGAAAAUUGGUUGAACAGACAGCAAACAUUCACGGUGAAAACUGAGUUGAUCAGUACACCUACGAUUAAAAGUAUUUACAGGGUGACUGGAAAGGAAGUGAUUGCACUACCACCAAAUGCGACGAAGAAAUACAAUUGGAACAUUUAUGUUGUUAACGAGGAACCACUGAAAUUCAGGGUAACAUUCACUAAUCCAGACACAAAAGAAUAUCUUUGCUACGAAAUAUCCCUGAAACUUCUACCAAGCGGACCUUUGGAUGCCAUAUACAUAGAGACGUGCCUUCGGGAACUGAAGAAAGUCACGAUUAAACUUGAGAAUCCUAUCAACAUACCGGUCACAUUCUUCAACGAAUGUCGCCUGCCAGAUAUCUUGUACAAGAAGGUUGUUACUAUUCCACCUCACAGCACGCAUAACUUGGAAUUGUGCUACUUUCCAAUAAAGGUAGAUAACUCUCGAUGGAAUUUUGAGGUGAAAAGUGAUGAGCUGGGAAUGUUUAUAUACUCCUUGAACGUAAAAGCUAACCCUCCACUUGUAGAAAAGGUUGUCCGUUUCGAGACAGAACUAGGAGAAAAAUCUUUUGCUUCAGUUAGCUUGCGUAAUAAUUUCAUGGUACCUGUGGAACUCAAUGGAAAGUUUGAAAAUCCUGCAUUUUUGUUGGAAAGUUCGACAGCUACUUUGCCAGGAGAAGAAGGAAGAUACGUGUUUUGUUUUGAACCAUUUGAACUAGGAAUAACGAAAUGCAAAGCGGUACUUUCUUCACCAAUGACAGGAGAUUUCAUAUAUCCACUAACAGGCGAAUGUACACCGCCAAAACCCAAAGGACCGUACACGAUAAGAUCCGGAGGCAUGAUCGCUGUAAACUUCACGAAUCCCUUUUUGGAAACCAAAGAGUUCCAUUUCACAUGUGAUAACAAAGAUUUUCUGUUAAGAAACAAUGAAGAGGAGAUACGGGGAAGAAAAAGUACCAACAUAAUCGUUACUUUUGUGUCUUCAAGAUUAGAACAUACUUCGCUAGCAUGUCCAUCUACUGCCAAAAUGACUGUCAAGUGUCUGGAUCCGGAACUACAUCACAUUACAUGGUUGUAUUACCUGCAGGGUGAUAAUGAGUGAUUAUAUUUUAUUUUUAAUAUAUAAUAAUGGUAUUUUUUAGUGAAAGA
Messenger RNA from Acanthoscelides obtectus, 5820 nucleotides. The record is from the annotation of a GenBank genome assembly. NCBI's taxonomy places the organism in Eukaryota, Metazoa, Arthropoda, Insecta, Coleoptera, Chrysomelidae.